CACCCGUGCGCAAGUUGUUGCAAGACAUCGCUCAGUCUCGAUUAUUUUAUCCCAAAGAGCUAUAGAGACGUUCACAUCAAACUGCAGCUCGUCGGACACCACAACGGACAUUGAGAGUAAUAUGGACACAAGUCAUUCACACCAUAAUUCUUGCACGUCGGUUAGAAUAAGGUUGUAUCGCUGAGUCCUAAACCUUUGUGUGCAGCAGUCUCUGAAAAGGAGAAACAAGGCCAUGGAGAUUUUCAACUCCACCCUCUCAAGCAACCUCAGCCACAGUGUUAAUGUGAGCGGAACGUUGCGCCCAAGUCCCUACACCACGGUGGAGAUGGUUGUCAUCGUCCUGGUGGCUGGGUCCCUCAGCUUGGUCACAGCCACAGGGAACAUCCUGGUCAUGCUCUCUAUCAAGGUAAACAGGAACUUGCAGACCGUCAAUAACUAUUUCCUGUUUUCGCUGGCUUGUGCCGACCUCAUCAUUGGCCUGGGCUCAAUGAAUCUCUACACUCUUUAUAUCGUGAUGGGCCACUGGCCCCUGGGCCCUGUAGUGUGUGACCUGUGGUUGGCUGUGGACUAUGUCGUUAGCAAUGCAUCUGUCAUGAACCUGCUCAUCAUCAGCUUCGACCGCUACUUCUGUGUGACCAAGCCUCUGAGCUACCCAGCGAGGCGCAGCACCAAGAUGGCGGGUCUGAUGAUAGCUGCGGCCUGGGUUCUGUCCUUCAUCCUCUGGGCGCCCGCCAUCUUGUUCUGGCAGUUUGUCGUAGGCGGCCGGACAGUGCCACCUGGCCAGUGCUACAUCCAGUUCUUCUCCAACGCCGCUGUGACCUUUGGCACGGCCAUCGCGGCGUUCUACCUGCCGGUCGGGAUCAUGAUCGCCCUCUACUGGCGCAUCUCCCGGGCCAGUCGCAGCCGUGUGAGGAAAAGCAGAAGGAAGCCCUCGGGAACCAGCUUAGGUGAAGGCCUGUCACAGAGCCAGGAUGAUGGGGGUGAGGUCCAGCCCAACAACUGCACCAUGACCGGGGAUGAGGAAGAGGAGGGUGAAGAUAGAGGGAAGGAAAGAGAGAUGGUGCAGCGCCAGCCGAAUAGCAGAGGUCUGAGGCGUUUGGAAGGAGUGGAAACUAGAGAAAGCUCCACCAAUGAAAGCUCCACCACAGUCAGCAUCCCCAUGUCGUCCAAUCACAGGGAAGAAGAGAACACCUUCCAGCAGGGGCUGAACGGCAAGACCAAGCCAAAGCAAGCUCAGAGGUCUACUCAGAACCCAGGUUCUGGAUGUGGUUCCUCUCUCACAGACCCCUCCCAGACUGGACCCAGAACUAAGACAGACUCUGCCCCCGCCAAUGAGAAGCAAAACCUGGUUACACGGACACUGCUCAAGGUAACGAAUCAGAGGUCAAACAGGAAGGUUAAGAAGAGGGGGACACCUUCCCGGGAGAAGAAGGUGACUCGCACCAUCAUGGCCAUCCUGGUGGCGUUUGUGGCCACGUGGACACCCUACAACGUGAUGGUGCUGAUCAACACCUUCUGCUCGGCCUGCAUCCCCAGCUCUUUGUGGACCAUCGGCUACUGGCUGUGCUACAUCAACAGCACCAUCAACCCCGCAUGCUACGCGCUCUGCAAUACAACCUUCAAGAACACCUUCAGACAGCUGCUGCUGUGCCAGUAUAGGAACAUCCGUACUGCCCGGUGAGGGCGUGGCAGGGGGGUGGGGCGGAGC
Osmerus eperlanus (European smelt) is the source of this 1708-nucleotide messenger RNA. Its product is annotated as muscarinic acetylcholine receptor M2-like. The record is from RefSeq and is a predicted model, not a curated record. The transcript is spliced from 4 exons. The coding region runs from base 233 to 1681 and encodes 482 amino acids. Gene Ontology annotation, cellular component: dendrite; plasma membrane; synapse. Gene Ontology annotation, molecular function: G protein-coupled acetylcholine receptor activity; G protein-coupled serotonin receptor activity. Gene Ontology annotation, biological process: regulation of smooth muscle contraction; G protein-coupled receptor signaling pathway, coupled to cyclic nucleotide second messenger; adenylate cyclase-inhibiting G protein-coupled acetylcholine receptor signaling pathway. Lineage: Eukaryota; Metazoa; Chordata; Actinopteri; Osmeriformes; Osmeridae.